AUGCCAAUUAACUCCUCCUUUAGACCUUCCUCCCCAUAUGAUAAACAAUAUAAACAAAAGCAACAAAACAAUAACGAAGAGAAUGAAGAACCAAAAGAUCAAGUUAAAAUAAAUGAUCCCAAUAAUAAUAAUAAUAAUAAUAAUAAUAAUAAUAAUAAUAAUAAUAAUAAUAAUAAUCAUAAUCAUAAUAAUAAUAAUGGUCUAGUUGAAAAUAAUAUCAUUAAUGUUAAUAAUAAUGAUAAAAGCAACAAUAAUAAAAAUAACCCAGAUACUGAUCCAUCAGUUUAUCAAUUACUUCAAACUUCUAUUCAAUUAAUUUAUCAAAGUAGAUUAUGCUCGAAAUAUGGUGGUUCAUCUAACCAAACACCUCAAUCAUCACCUUUCUUAUCACCAAAUAAUGAUAUACCCGAUGUCUUUAAUAUUAAACAGUUCGAAGGAGGUUUAUUUCAAUCUAAAACCCUAUCCCCAAAUGAUUUAGGCCCAUAUAUCAACAAAGAAAUUCAUUUAGAAUAUGUUGAAAUUAAUGAAAUUAAUAGAGAUUUAACAUUAUGGUGCGAUCAUAUUUUAUCUAGCCCAUUAAAGAUUGAUAUAUUUUUAUGUACAUUUAAUCAGGAAACAAAUGAAUAUAAGCAUUCUUUAUUAGAAAGAUGGAUGUUUUCUUUUACACCAAUUGAUUUUAUGCAACAGUUUAAUAAAAACCUAUUAAUUUCAACAUCAUCCGAAGAUUUAGGUAUUGGAAUGACAACACACCAGCCACCAACACAAUCGCUAUCCUCUUCUUCAAAUCCAAUAAGUCAUAGUAACCAUUUUGAUUCACCACCUUCCCUCGAACUCUCACCAUCAAAUAUACAAACAUCACCUUUAUCAGCAUACAACCAAACAAUAGCACUACUAAACAAACACAACCAACUAUUAAACCAAGAUAUAUAUUCAUCAGUUUUAAUUAAAUCACUUUAUUAUACAUUAUCAUCGAUGCCUUUAUAUCAAAGUCUAAAAAAACAUCAACAAAUGGGAAACUCUAGUAUAAUACCACCCUUACCAAAAAUCAAGUAUGGUAUAUCCCAAAAUUUUCCACCUCCAUUUAAUUUUAAACCUGAGGAGUUUUCUCAUUUGGUGAAAUUAAAUUUUCCCCAAUAUGAAACCUCCAAAGGUUCAAUUAACUUAUCUGUACAAUUUCCAAACUCCUCAAUUCCAAUUAUAGAUGGUACAAUUUCUUCAAUUGUAAUAUAUCCUUCAAGAUCUUGUUCGUCAAACUUAAUUUGUCAUAUCAAUAAUAAUAAUAAAAAUAGUAAAAACAAUCAAAGCCAAUCACUAUCUAUAUCACAACAAUUACAAUCAUUACCACCAUUAAAGCAACUAAUUCAGCAAAAAUCAAAAAAUGUUAGUAACAACUUAACAAAAUAUUUUCAAAAUAAUAAUAAUGAAAAUAUAAAUAAUAUUACCAGUAGUAGUCACUUGAUAGAUGAAAACAUUAAACCAAACUCUCCAUCACCAUCCACAUCGACAUCGACAUCACCAUCAUCAGCACCAAUAUCCAUACCAAAAUCGAAUUCACCCUCCUCACCCUCAUCAAAAGCAAUUGAUAUUUCAAAUAUAAAUAAUAAUAACAACAAUAAUAAUAAUAUUGGUGAUAAUAAAGAAAAUAAAGAUAAAAUGAUUUUACAAAAUAUUGGCCAUUAUCAACAUCAUCACCCAAAAUCAAUGUCACCAUUAAACAAUAGUAAUAACUAUUCAUUUGAAUCAUUUGCAUCACAAUUCUCACCUGCAAGUUUUAAAUCAUUUCCAUUUUCACCAACAAGCCCACCACUUAGUUCAUUUAGUUUAUUAAACUCACCAAAUAAAAAUCAAAUCUCUCCACCAUCAUCCCCCUAUAGAGUUGGCCAUAGGCCACUAUUUUUUGAUGGUUUGUCACCAUCAUCAAUUAGUGGAGGCUCACCAAACAAAUUUAUGAAAUCGCCCACAUCUUUUUAUUCAUCUCCAUCUCAGGAAACCUCGAGCCAUUACCACCAACCCAUGACAUUUGGAUCAUUCCAGGAAUCACUUUUAACUGGCAAUAUGUCAAAUACACCAUCUACUAAAUUUGAUGGCUACCUAGCAAAUCUAGGUGUCUCUGGUAAAGACUAUAUACCACCCCACAAGAAAAUACCAUUUUCGGCUCUUUAUUAUCAUAUUGACCAUGAUACUCCAUACGUUGCUGAUAUUGAAAUUGGCGAAAAAGGCUUUAGGGUACCAUCAAAAGGCUUGAUUCAACUAACUCUAUUCAAUCCAUUCAAUACCCCAAUUAAAACAUUUUUAGUAAAUUUCGAUUUAACAGAUAUGAACCCAGAAACCAAAACUUUUAUUAGACAAAAAAUUAUAUCAUUUAAUAAUAAUAAUAAUAAUAAUAAUAAUAAUAAUAAUAAUAAUAAUAAUAAUCAAUUAGCGUCAUCAUUAAACUCAUUAAAUAUUUCCUCAACAUCAACAUCACCAUUAAACAGUAAUAAUAACAUAACAACAAAUCAAAAUAUUUUAAAAUAUGCGAUUCAUUUAAGAUUUGUUUGUUUAAAAAAAAGAAAAUAUUAUUUAUACAAGAAUAUUAGAGUUGUAUUUCCAAAUAGAGUUCCCGAUGAAAUGGAAAAGUUAAAAAUUAUUUACGAAUAUCCUCCCGAUCCAAAAUAUUACCUUAUAAAUAAAUAA
This is a messenger RNA of Dictyostelium purpureum, 2676 nucleotides long. RefSeq lists its product as uncharacterized. The transcript has 2 exons. Lineage: Eukaryota; Evosea; Eumycetozoa; Dictyosteliales; Dictyosteliaceae. The record is from RefSeq and is a predicted model, not a curated record. Bases 1 to 2676 code for a protein of 891 amino acids.